GUUAUUUCUGCAAUGAGCACAAUUUCGACAAGUCAUGCACGUUGAUAAAAUACUUUUAAUGGUCAUCCUUUGCGCGACAAAUGUAUGGUGCAGUGAUCAAAUGUUGAUACAAAACGCCAGAACAUUCGAUUCGUCAUUCUUCGCAUGGUUGCAAGCAUUGUUCAGCAACGGAAACAAUGUUUCAAUUUUUCCAAAAUUCUGGCCCAGUCAACAGCAAUUCCAGGAAUGGACCAGGAACGGUAUUACGAGUCUGUUACGUCUCGCGUCUUUCAAUACCGAGGAGCCCAUGCACAUCGAGUUCAGACCCGAGGAUGGACCACGCGCUGCAAAAGUAUACCAACAGCGUUUCGGAUAUCGCGGAGAGUGGCUUGUUAAACAAUUGGGGAAUGGUUUUAGUCCCGAUGUUCUACUAUAUAGCCGACAUGUGCCUAAUACAUUCUUAAUACCUCCUCCAACUCCCUUUAGAAGUAAUUUGAUUCGCAGCGCAAGUGCAUUCGAAUAGUCGGUAGAAUUACAUUAAUUUAAGUUACUAGUAGUAGGAGUAGGAUAGC
Atta colombica is the source of this 551-nucleotide messenger RNA. RefSeq lists its product as uncharacterized. The record is from RefSeq and is a predicted model, not a curated record. NCBI's taxonomy places the organism in Eukaryota, Metazoa, Arthropoda, Insecta, Hymenoptera, Formicidae. Bases 35 to 502 code for a protein of 155 amino acids. The transcript is spliced from 2 exons.